GAGGAGGAGAAGGAGGAGGGCAGUCAGUUUGAGGGGUCGUCCGGUCUGUCGGAACCAGGAUCUGCUCACUUUUAAAACCAGUUAGACGCAGGCUUGUCCGGGGCAGAGCUGAGCUGGACGGAUGGACACUUUCACCAAGGAGUUUUAAACUUUUAUUUAUUCCCCCGGACGAUUUAAGGGACGGAACAGUGGGAAGAGUUCGUCUGGACUUUGAUGUGCUGUUGGACUGUUAAGCUAUUAAACACACCCUGGAAGUAACUUUUAUUACUAAUUUGAAGGACUUUUGUGAUUGAGCUUGGCUUUAGCCUUUUGUUUUUUAUUAACUUUAUUGGAGCAGGCGGGAAAAGUUUCUCCAAAAUGGAUAAAUAUGAGGAUUUGGGGCUGGAGGCGAGUAAGUUCAUCGAGGACCUGAACAUGUAUGAAGCAUCACGGGAUGGCUUGUUUCGCACGAGGAGGGAUGCAGGAAACAACCCGGACUUUGAGGAGACGCGGAAAGUCUUUGCCUCUAAAAUGACUAAAAUCCACAUGCAGAAACACCAAGAGGAGAUGGCAAAGAACCACCAGGCUAUUAAGAUGAAUGGCGGUCAUAGCGGUGCGUAUUACACCAAAGACAGGCCGCCCAUCAACAGUUACAGACAGCCGGGUGAAGCGGCGGCGAAGCCCCCGAUACUCUCUGGUCCUGUGUCGGGAACCGCGGGUCAGUAUGCUCCGUUUGACGGCCAUAAACACCACACAGGCAUUCAGCAGGAACUCCCAGCAGAACGGGCAUAUGGCUACGGAAACAGUUACGAUAAUAAAGAGCCACAUUCCUGCCAGCGUAACACUCCUACUCCCCCCAGCAGCCCAGGAAACGCGCCUCUCAGUGCGCCCACACAUGCUCGACACCCUGUCAGUCAGCCGUCGGUCUGGGCCCCGUGCAGAGAGAACCAGCUUCCCACAUCGAUACCUGGCUCUGAGAGCUGCCCUGCCCCUCAGCAGCAGCUAAUUCCUGCACCCCCCAUCAACACUAGUCUCCCACCAAAGCAGAAUCAGGCUGUGGCUCCUUCUAUGAACCAGAGUCCACCCUCCUCAGCCAGAGGAUGGGCUGCUGGAGAGCUUUCUGGAGCAACCCAGCCAGACCUCAUCUCUGCCCUGCCUCUGAGUGCCUUUACAGGGGGAGCAGAUUUCCAUGGUCACCAGGAGCAGCAGCAGCCCUCCACACAGCCUGCAGCCCAUUAUGCACCACCUUCUCCAACUUUAAGACCCCCCACUAGCCAUAAUGGUCCUGCAACAGCUUCCCUUGUCCAUCUAGCACCGUCUAAAACACCUCAUCCAAAGGUGCAGGUGGCAUCUGCUGUCUUGAACCAUGGUCAUGCCUCCAAAAACAGCAGCCAGGGUCAAGGUCAGAGCCAAACACCUAGCUAUGGACAGGCUACCAGUGCUGAACCUGAAGUCCACCUGUGUUCUCCCAAGUCUGUCCAGCUUCCUUGUCAAUCUCUCCUUGCACAACCGGCUGAACUGGGGCCUUCAUCUGCUGAAAUAAAAUUGGAAACUCUCACUAAACGUCUGGAAAAAGAAAUGGACGCCCUCCCAAAGGCAGACUACUUUGGAGCCUGUGUUAAGUGUAACAAGGCGGUGUAUGGAGCAAACCAGGCCUGCCAGGCCAUGGGUAGCCUCUACCAUGACAGCUGCUUCACCUGCAGUGCCUGUAGUCGAAGACUCAGAGGGAAAGCUUUCUACUAUGUCGGAGGGAAGGUUUUCUGUGAAGAAGACUUCCUGUACUCUGGUUUCCAGCAGUCUGCGGACAAGUGCAACGCUUGUGGACAUCUGAUUAUGGACAUGAUUCUGCAGGCCCUCGGGAAGUCCUACCACCCGGGCUGUUUCCGCUGCGUUGUCUGUAAUGAAAGCCUUGAUGGAGUGCCCUUCACCGUAGACACCGAAAAUAAGAUCUACUGUGUCAAAGACUACCACAGAGUCCUGGCCCCUAAAUGUGCCGCCUGUAAGCAGCCCAUCCUGCCUUCAGAGGGAUCUGACGAAACCAUCCGUGUUGUAUCCAUGGACAAAGACUAUCAUGUGGAAUGCUACCACUGUGAGGAUUGUAAGAUGGAGCUGAAUGAUGAGGAGGGUCACCGCUGUUACCCUCUGAACGGCCACCUCCUCUGCCACUCCUGCCACCUGAAACACAUGGAGCCUGGCUGCUCCUCUCCUGUCGCAGCCGACUCCUUCUAACACUUGUGCAUAAGUGAAGGGCGACACCUGGUGGAUUCAAUUUAGAACUGCAAAAUGCAGGAGAAGACAAUAUACAAUUCUUGUUGUAGAGGAUUGGUUGAUUUUAAAUGUCUCACGUGAUACGAUGAUCUGAUGUGGAUUUAGACAGGAGUGUUAAUGAAGUUUCCAUUUUGCAGUAAUGAAGUAUUUUAAUACAGUACAACUCUACUUGGAGUGCAGCGAAGCAUUGAGCUGAACCUGCUACAAAGCAACUCAGCACAAUUGUUGUUGCUGUGUGAUUUCUCUUGAGUUUCAUUUGCUUUGGCUGUGUAAAUAACUUAUUGUCUAUUUGUAUUAGUUUCACAUUCACACUUGUGCUGUUACAUUACAGGUCAUAGUGAUUAUUUACAAAAGAUACGUGUAGUACAUCUCUACAUAAUCCAUGGUUGCCUAAUAUUGCAGUCGAAUACAAAAGAAGAUCCACCAAAAUAACGAUUCAGUCAUGUUAACAAGUAUAACGUUUCCUCCUCUUUGGAGGAAGGACAAAGAAGUGAUGUAUAUUUAUUCAUUUAAAAACAAACAAACAUACAAAGUGUCUUGUCAUUGAAUAUAUCAUAAUUUUAAUCAGUUAUUGUGCACUAAGUGUUCUUCUAUUUAUAGUUUUCUGCGGCCAUGCUGACAACACAGACAUUCUGUAAAGGGCCUCAGUGAGUUCGACUGCACACAGAGCCAACGUUGUUGUUCAUAUUUGUCAUACGCAAGUAUUGGAAUGCAAUAAUUUAUAUCUCGUAAUAUUUUCGAAGCACAACCAUUUCUUAGAAAUGGCAUAUUCUGCAUUUGGCUUUGCCUCUAUAAACUGAAAGCUUAAAGGAAACCUGCUGAGGAUAACCAAGUUAUACAGUUGUUUGGUGAAGAAACGGCUGUGGUUUGUCACAUGCAGUCUGGUUCUAAGCACUUACAAGUACAUGUGUGAGAUGUUUAAUGCACCUGUGAAGAGGUUGGUAUAAGAUCAGUGGAUCGAUUUCACAUUUGAAAACGUAUAUUUAAAUUAAAGGACAUACAUCAUAUUCAUAUACAUUUAUAUACCAUAUGUUGUAGGUCUACAUUCAUUUACUUUUGUUUGAUUUGCUGUGGGAAGUUCAUUUGUGCCGUCCAAGUGUUACUCGUGUCUUCACUUUACUAACUUAAUACUUUUAUCCUUUUAGGUCAUAGUGCUUUCAUAGCCAACUGAAAAAUGAAAAGCAAACCCGUGUAUUCAGACUGUGCUGUAAAGAAAGGAUUUAAUAAAUGCAUUGCAAUAUA
This is a messenger RNA of Solea solea (common sole), 3489 nucleotides long. It is a transcript of the gene limd1a, whose product is annotated as LIM domain-containing protein 1. The record is from RefSeq and is a predicted model, not a curated record. Gene Ontology annotation, biological process: regulation of DNA-templated transcription; negative regulation of hippo signaling; response to hypoxia. Lineage: Eukaryota; Metazoa; Chordata; Actinopteri; Pleuronectiformes; Soleidae. Gene Ontology annotation, cellular component: transcription regulator complex; adherens junction; P-body. The transcript has 8 exons. Gene Ontology annotation, molecular function: transcription corepressor activity. The coding region runs from base 358 to 2208 and encodes 616 amino acids.